Molecule: messenger RNA, 6908 nt
Organism: Scophthalmus maximus (turbot)
Lineage: Eukaryota; Metazoa; Chordata; Actinopteri; Pleuronectiformes; Scophthalmidae
Gene: atp8b4
Product: ATPase phospholipid transporting 8B4
Exons: 28
Coding region: 2099-5434 (1111 amino acids)
Biological process (GO): Golgi organization; phospholipid translocation
Cellular component (GO): plasma membrane
Molecular function (GO): ATP binding; magnesium ion binding; ATPase-coupled intramembrane lipid carrier activity
Source: RefSeq, a predicted model, not a curated record
CCUGACGGUGUGUGUGUGUGUGUGUGUGUGUGGCGGGUGCCACACUUUUUCAUCUCGUGAUUCAAUUGUGUGCUCAGCGAUCAUUGUUUUAUGAGAGCAAUCUCACUGCAAGACAUCUGUAAGGAUACAGUCUCUGUAAGGAACACGAUAAUGCAUUCUGUCAUUUUUUUCCCUCUCUCUCCCCAAGUUUCUCGGUUUCACAAAUUUCGUCCCCCCAUGUUAAAACCAAUCACUGAUUCACGUGUACUUUGACUCUCCCAAACACACUCAAUAACAUCCAUUCUAAAGAAGAUCUAAUCACACACGUAGGCAAUUUAAUGUAAAAACUAUUCCCUGUCUAAAUAGGCCAUUUUAUUUUGAAUUUAUUGUAUUUUGUUAUAUAUAUUUUUUCCGCCACUUGAGAUAUGUCUAAUAGCCACUGAGUUGUUCCUCUAGAUGCAGAUGAAACCUCAAAACUUCUGCAUGGUCUGUUACUUCAGUGUAGUCACACCACGUGGCCUCCGUGACCUGCCAAAGGUAACUCCUCUACUUUUCCUUUGGACGGCGACCGAAAGAAAGAGACAAUAACACUGAGGGAAAGAGGUCAACUGUCCUUACUGUCCUAAGGACUAAACAAGGACUGCUUUGACGUUCUGAAGUUAAAACCUUGAGGUAAGUGAGGACUGAAACAUACUCAGAGAGAAGCUCCCUGUGCAAAGUGGCUCGGGUGGCAUGGUGGAUCUGUUUGUGACCAUGAAGCACCAGUGGUGCGUGAGUCUGGUCCAGAUCAUGCUUGUUUUUGGCACAAUGAGCAUCGAUAAUUAUCCUGCUGCAGAGGGGAAGGGGUGCUGCCAAAAAAAGUUUGUGCAUAUUUUUGCCACCAUUAACCCAUUGGUACUAAAGCAGCCUCUACUGGCCUACUACAUGAAUACACACUGCAUAGACUUUGAAUACCCUUUGCGACGGAUUGAAUACUUUAAUAAUGUUUUUUUAAGGUAUUUUCAGAAUUCUUGUGAGCUCAUUGCUCCAGUGCAUUACCACAUGACCUCCAAAGGUGUAGUCCCAAUGUUUCCUUUGGACAGCAACCAAAAGCAGUUAGACCACUCAAAGUGAAGACUUAAGAUAUACAGUAUGUUAAAAACAACAUAGCUUAUCACGUGUCCCACAGACAGUUCCACUGCAGACUGUGGUCCCCUCUCACACAGGCAAACAGAGGAGGAGGCUCUUGACAGAUUCAUUUGAAAGAAAGUUAAAAAAAGAAGAAGAAAGAAGCUGAUAUGCACUGACAGUAUAUUAUGAAAAGACUGUUAUUAAAAAAAUAUUGCAUAAACAGUGGUCCAGUCUGACCAUUUAUUCUCACACACACACACACACACACACACACACACACACAAAGAGAGGAGGGAUCCAACCUCGGCUGCACGUCGUCUUCGCAGUCUACACCGUCUGCAGUCAGCACCUCUCGUCCUUUCCUUCUUUGACUCGGACGGAUUUUGAUCAUCAUUUACUUGACUCCAUCCUCGUCUGGUCAUUUUGAUUCAGGGGGAGGAUGCAGCGUUUUCUGUGGAGAAGUCUGCUGAUUGUAGUGCUUGGAUUAAUCAAUGGUCGCAGCUGAAUCACAGGAUACAUGGAGGAAACACAAGCCUGCGUCUGUGACAAACUUGUGCAAGGCAAACCCACAGGGGGUCCCAGGGGAAGAUGGCAUUCUGGAGGAGAAGUACUUAUCUUGCAUGGCCGAGCAUAAUAAUGCCCCUUCAUGAAUCACCUUGGCGUAUGAGCCACGAGAUGAAUGCCAAAGCUGUAGUUGUGGAUGGAGUCUUCAAAAGUACCCUGAGAGGGAGAUGCAGGAUUUGCAACAGAACAUGAGACAGAACAUGAGAAAGGAUGAAUAUGCUCUUGCUAUCUCUAUGUAGAGAAGGAACGCCACGUAAAAGCCAAUGCGCGGGACUUCAACGACAAGUUCUCUUAUGCCGACAAUCGAAUCAAAACCUCAAAGUAUGACAUUUUCACCUUCCUGCCCAUCAACCUGUUUGAACAGUUGCAGCGGGUGGCCAAUGCUUACUUCCUCGUGCUGUUGACACUGCAGUUAAUCCCAGAAAUCUCCUCACUGUCCUGGUUCAUGACCAUCGUGCCUUUGGUGUUGGUGCUGGUGAUCACCGCUGUCAAGGAUGCCACAGACGACUAUUUCCGACAUAAGAGCGAUCAGCAAGUCAACAACCGUCAGUCUCAGGUUCUCUCCGGGGGAAGUUUGCAGAAUGAGAAAUGGAUGAAUGUUCGAGUGGGAGACAUCAUCAAACUAGAGAAUAAUCAGUUUGUCACUGCAGACAUCCUCCUUCUCUGUAGCAGUGAGCCCAAUGGACUGUGCUAUAUUGAGACAGCAGAGCUGGAUGGAGAGACAAAUCUGAAAGUUCGUCAGGCCUUGACCAUCACCUCAGAUUUGGGUGAUAUUUCCAAAUUGAUGGACUUUGAUGGAGAAGUCGUUUGUGAGCCACCGAACAACAAGCUGGAUAAAUUCACAGGAACAUUAUACUGGCGGGACAGUAAAUACCCUCUGGAUAAUGGAAAAGUGCUGCUGCGAGGUUGUGUGCUCCGAAAUACCGAGUGGUGCUUUGGAAUGGUCAUAUUUGCUGGGCUGCAAACCAAACUGAUGCAGAACUGUGGGAGAACAAACUUUAAAAGGACAAGUAUUGACAAACUGAUGAACACUCUGGUCCUGUGGAUUUUUGCCUUUCUCAUAUGUAUGGGAGUUAUUUUGGGCAUGGGAAACACUAUUUGGGAGAGUCGGAUCGGCAGGAACUUCCAGGCGUUCUUGCCUUUGAGUGAGCUUCAGAGCAGCGCUGUUUUCUCCGGCUUCCUCACCUUCUGGUCCUACAUCAUCAACCUCAACACUGUGGUGCCCAUCUCGCUGUAUGUCAGUGUGGAGGUUCUGCGGCUCGGCCACAGUUACUUCAUUAACUGGGACAGGAAAAUGUACCACCGUCAGACGGACACUGCAGCCGAAGCUCGCACCACCACCCUGAACGAGGAGCUGGGCCAGGUGGAGUUCGUCUUCUCUGACAAGACCGGCACCCUCACCCAGAACAUCAUGGUGUUCAGCAAGUGCUCCAUCAAUGGACGCAAGUAUGGUGAUGUUUAUGAUGAAUUUGACCAGAAGGUGGAAAUUACAGACAAAACCGCCUGUGUGGACUUUUCCUCCAACCCUCUUUGUGACAGAGGGUUUAAGUUUUACGACGGCAGCCUGUCUGAAGCUGUCAAACUGGAGGAUGCUGCCGUGCAGGAGUUCUUCAGACUGCUGGCUUUGUGCCACACGGUGAUGCUGGAGGAGAAGAGUGAAGGGCUUUUGGUGUACCAGGCCCAGUCACCUGACGAGGAAGCACUGGUCACCGCAGCACGGAACUUUGGGUUCGUCUUCCGGGCUCGAACCCCCGAGACCAUCACACUGUGUGAGAUGGGACGAACCGUCACCUACCAUCUGCUGGCCAUACUGGACUUCAACAACGUGCGCAAGAGAAUGAGUGUCAUUGUAAGGAAUCCACAAGGCCAGAUUAAACUUUACUCCAAAGGAGCUGACACUGUUAUCUUUGAGCGCCUGGAUCCAUCCAGUGACGACCUCAUGUGCACGACCUCAGAGCAUCUCAGUGAAUUUGCUGGAGAAGGGCUUCGGACAUUAGCUCUGGCCUACAGAGACCUCGAUGAAAAUCAUUUUGAAGUUUGGAUGAAGAAGCUUCUGUUCGCCAGCACUGUGAUUGAGAACCGCGAGGAUCAGCUGGCAGUUCUCUACGAGGAGAUCGAGCAGGGCCUGAAGCUUCUAGGAGCCACAGCAAUAGAGGACAAACUACAGGAAGGAGUCCCAGAAACGAUCGCCUGUCUAAAUCUAGCCGACAUCAAGAUCUGGGUCCUCACAGGAGACAAACUAGAGACUGCAAUGAACAUUGGCUACUCCUGCAACUUGCUGCAAGACGACAUGAACGAGGUGUUUGUUGUGUCUGGCCACACACUGCUGGAGGUGCAGCAGCAGCUCAGGGGUGCGAUGGAGCACAUCCUCAGCCUGAGUCGAGCUGGCAUCGCAGGAGAUGCUGACAAGUCAGAUAUGUUUGCAGACGACUCUGCGUUUGAAGAAACCGUUAUUGCAGAAUACGCCUUAGUCAUCAAUGGACACAGUUUGGCUCAUGCCCUGGAGCCACAGCUGGAGCACGUCCUGUUGGACUUGGCCUGUUUGUGUAAAGCAGUCAUCUGCUGCCGGGUCACUCCGAUGCAGAAAGCUCAGGUGGUGGAGCUGGUGAAGAGGCACCGGGGGGCCGUCACCCUGGCCAUAGGGGACGGAGCCAAUGACGUCAGCAUGAUCAAGACUGCUCACAUCGGUGUUGGCCUCAGUGGUCAGGAGGGGAUGCAGGCUGCUCUGGCAUCGGAUUACUCCUUCGCUCAGUUUCGGUACCUUCAGCGGCUCUUGUUGGUGCACGGACGCUGGUCCUACUUCCGCAUGUGUCACUUCCUGCGUUACUUCUUCUACAAGAACUUCGCCUUCACGCUGGUCCACUUCUGGUAUGGUUUCUUCUGCGGUUUCUCAGCUCAGACUGUGUAUGACCAGUGGUUCAUAACCCUCUUCAAUAUAGUCUACACAUCUUUGCCAGUACUGGGAAUGGGACUUUUUGAUCAGGACGUCAGUGACCAUAACAGCCUUCGCUACCCGGGCCUGUACAAGCCGGGCCAACGAAACCUUCUGUUCAACAAGCGGCAGUUUUUUCUGUGCACACUGCAGGGGAUGGGCACGUCGUUCCUGCUCUUCUUUAUUCACUACGGAGCCUUCUUUGCCAUGGCGAGAGAGGACGGCUCCCACUUUUCUGACCAGCAAGCUUUUGCUGUUACCAUAGCAACAUCCUUGGUUAUUGUUGUAACUGUGCAGAUUGGACUUGACACACACUACUGGACAGCUGUCAAUCACCUCUUCAUAUGGGGGAGUGUGGCUGUGUACUUUGUCAUUUUAUUUGCAAUACAAAGCAAUGGCAUAUUUGGCAUCUUUCCAAGUCAUUUCCCAUUCAUCGGCACGGCCAGCAGCUGUCUGUCAGAGAAGAGUGUGUGGUUGGUGAUUCUGCUCACCACUGUGGUGUGUGUUGUGCCCGGCUUGGCAGUCAGCUUCCUGAGAGUAGACCUCUUCCCAACCCUGACAGACAAGGUUCGUCACCUGCAACAGUCGAGAAGGAGGAAAGGGCCUCCCGAGCGGAACCCGAGGCGAGUUCGCAGGACAAGCUCCCAUCGCUCUGCCUAUGCCUUCUCCCACCAGCAGGGUUACGGAGAGCUGAUCACCUCAGGCAAAAACAUGAGGACGGGCACAGUGUCUCCUGCUCGCUCUCCUGCACGAACACAGCACAGCUCCAACUGGAUGGAAAACAUAUUAAAGAGAUCCAACGAAGUCUCUUGCAUCUCCGAUGAGCAACAUAAAGCAGCAACAGUAUAACAGAGUAUUACGGACUCUAGAUAAACAGCACACAGACUGAGCUCCACCUCUAAUGAUCACUUUAUGAACUAUGGGAUGCCAUAAAUGGAUGGAUGCAACAGACCAAGCACAAGUUGAGUGAAUUCAUACUCAAAUUCAACAACACAGAUGUACCUCAAUUUUUUAUCGUGCGAUUCAUGUGGACUCUUUUGAAUGGACAAGUUUAAUAACCUUCAGUGUGCAAAAAAUGUUUAAUGCCUGCCGGUACAGAAUCUUUCCUGCAUUAACUGAUUCAAUUGGACCUUUUCACAAACAAUGGUGUAAUACAAAAAUGUCAAAAGCAAAGGUAACCCCAGGCUACAGUCACAAAAAUAUAUUGAUAGACUUUAGUCCUUAAAACAAAUAUGCAUUGAAGAUUUCACCUCAACCUAGAGAUUUGUGUAAAUACUUGAGUAAAGUUGCUGAAAAAAAUAAGCACAACUUGACACAACAACACUAACCCUUUUACUGACACCAUAUUUUGUCCAUAUAUAACAAGCCACAGAACAAACAGGGACCUCAGAUAAGGGAUUUGUAAUGCUUAGAGCUUUUUAAGGACAAGGAUGUGCAAGAAUUAUUCUGAGAUCUGUUUUCCCUGUCCUGUCCUGUGCCUUGUAUGGUUUACAUAUAUUUCAAUCAAUGCAUCUUUGGUUAUUUCAUGUUUCUUCAAAUGUUGAAACUGGAAUGUAUGGUUUAAAUCCUCAAACACACGGUUCUCGCCUCAUUUUAAACUUUGUACAAUUGUUGCAUUAUCAUUAUCAAAUGUUCAAUUUGGUUCUUGUGCUUCUUCCCAAAAUAGAGAGAAUGAUCAGAAUAUAAAAUACUGUGGAAAUUAGCUGGAAAAAAAUAGAAACCAAACAUUUUUUAAAAAUCCUCUCAUAUAUAUCAUACUAUGAGUAGCAGUUGAGCAGAAAGAGUGAACGAGAAAUGCUGGGUGAGAUAUGUUUGCUGCAGAAUGCUGCAGUUGCCUUCAGUACAGUACAGUACAGUAGCAUGUGCCUUAGACCACUGAGCCUCCACCAUCUCAGCUCUCUAAUGAAGUGAAAAUUGAUCCUGUGCAGAAUAGUGUGAUCAUCAGGACUUUCUACUCUGAUUUCCCAACGGCUCACAACAAGCCUUCAACACAACAACCUCACACAUUUUUACAGACAGAAGAAACGUGUCUUACGUGAUGCUGUUCCAAUGAUGCACAUGUAAAAGCAUGAAAUUGUUCAUCAUAUUUAAUUCUCCAUGUUUUGUUUCCCUUGUUAAAUACUAAUGUCUAUCUCUAAAAUGUUAAUAAAAGAUGACUGGAUCGAUUUUUUAAAGUACGAAUUAAGCAUGUAUUGCUAUUUUAAUCAUCUUUUGAUUGUUUACAUGAAAACAGUCUGUGAACAACAGUGAACAAUGAGACAAUCAGUUAGCUAUACAAAAUUAUUACAAAGACCCUAACAUUCAUGGUUUACAAAAAAUGACA